This is a messenger RNA of Acyrthosiphon pisum (pea aphid), 2671 nucleotides long. RefSeq names its product glutamate receptor ionotropic, kainate 1. Gene Ontology annotation, cellular component: membrane. The record is from RefSeq and is a predicted model, not a curated record. Gene Ontology annotation, biological process: monoatomic ion transport. Lineage: Eukaryota; Metazoa; Arthropoda; Insecta; Hemiptera; Aphididae. Gene Ontology annotation, molecular function: signaling receptor activity; ligand-gated monoatomic ion channel activity. The transcript has 15 exons. The coding region runs from base 75 to 2582 and encodes 835 amino acids.
ACCACUAUACCAGACGAACCCGAGCGAUAUUGGUUUCAAGUAAGUACAUAUUUUUUGUUCCGACCGUAUAGAACAUGUUUGUUUCAUACGAUUUUGUUGUGAUAAUUUGCUUAUGCAAUGUCGUGGCACAAGAAAACGACAACAUACCACUUUCCAUCGUGGGAUUCUUCGACAAAGAAAACAGCAUUGAACAACAGACGUUCGAAUUGUCUAUCCAAAAAGUGAACAUUGAUCCAAAAUUUGCGAACGUCUAUUUAAAAGCCGAAAUUAAAAUAAUCGAUUCUACGGAUACUUAUAUGACUGGCCUGAAAGUAUGUGAAACUAUGGAAUCUGGAAUCGGUGCGGUUUUUGGACCGUCCCAUCUCGAAUCAUCAAACAUAGUGCAAUCACUUUGCGAAACUAUGGAAGUUCCACGAAUAGAUACCAGUUGGGAAAACACACCUGUUGAAAAUUUCAAUUUUUAUUUCAAUCCUCACCCUGAACCAACAUUGCUAGCAAAAGGUUAUACGGCUAUAGUUCAUGAUAUGGACUGGAAGUCAUUUACAUUACUCUAUCAGCGACCAGAAUGUCUCCAGAGAUUACAAGAUUUGAUCCAAGAUUACUCGGGAAGAACAAAACCUAAUGACAAACAGGCAGCAGCUAUCUCUAUUAUACAAUUGCCUGAAGGCAAUAAUUUUAGACCGAUUUUAAAAGACAUUAAAAAGUCUUUAGAAGGUCACAUCGUACUUGACUGUGAUGCAGAUUUAAUAUUAACUGUAUUCAAACAAGCAAAAGAAGUUAACUUGUUGGACGACUAUCAUAGUUUUAUCAUUACCUCGUUGGAUGCACAUACGGUAGAUUUUAGUAGUAUUGUGCAGAACUUGCGUACAAAUAUAACAACUGUCCGGUUGAUUGAUCCAUUAAGCCCAUUUGUAGAAAAUAUCGUGAGGGAUUUGAAUUUUGUGCAACAAAGAAUGAACUUAAAUAUGGAACCUUUGAAAGCGGACAAGCUUACAGUUAAUGCCAUACUCAUAUAUGACGCAGUAAAUGUAUAUGCUAAAGCAUUAAAAGGCCUAGGUAUGACAAAUAAAAUCAUCACUGAACCACUACAAUGUACAGACUCGCCAUUUAUUCCCUGGUCCAAUGGAUUUAAACUUAUAAAUUUCAUGAGAGUAAUUGAAACAGAAGGCCUGACUGGUCUGUUACGUUUUGACAACAAAACUGGUCAUCGAUCAUACUUCACACUAGAAAUGGUGGAAUUGGUGGAUACUGGUUUCAAAAAAAUUGGCUUGUGGGAUCCAGAGAGAGGCAUGACUUAUACAAGAACCAGCCUUGAAAUGCUUCGUGAUUUAUACGCCGGUAGUAAGAACAAAACAUUCAUUGUUUCAACAAAAAUUGUAAGUAAAAAUGAUUGUUUGACGUAUUCACAGAGAGCUGACUUGGGGGUCUGUGAUUUAACAAUUACUCACGAAAGAAGGUCUGCUGUGGAUUUUACCAUGCCUUUUAUGAACUUGGGUAUCAGUAUAUUGUUCAGUAAACCAGAAGAGCCGCAAACCAAUCUUUUUUCAUUCACCCAGCCACUUUCCUUUCAAGUAUGGAUAUUUACCGCAACCGCUUAUUUGGGCCUGUCUCUGGUAUUAUUUUUCUUGGCCAGAAUUACACCUAACGAAUGGCAGAACCCUCACCCCUGCAAUCCUCAUCCAGUAGAAUUAGAAAACUCCCUAUCAUUGCUUAACUGCUUAUGGUUUUCAAUGGGUUCCAUUCUCUGUCAAGGUAGCGAUAUUCUGCCUAGAGCCUUUCCAACCAGACUAUGUGCUGCUAUGUGGUGGUUCUUUGCUCUUAUUAUGACUCAAUCUUACACUGCCAACUGGACAGCAUUUUUAACAUCUAAUCGGAUGGAAACCACUAUAAAGAAUGUAGAUGAUCUAGACAAAAAGGGAGGCACCGAUGGCAUCAAGUAUGGAUGUGUAACUGAUCAAUCUACAGCCAGUUUCUUUCAAAACUCUGAUGUAAAUUUAUACCAAAAGAUGUGGAGUGUUAUGGAACUAAACGGCGAUUCUGUGAUGGUAUCUGAUAACAAACAGGGGGUGGAUCGUGUGAAGAAGGAGAGAAAUCAUUAUGCUUUCUUUAUGGAAUCCAGUUCUAUCGAGUACGAAGUGCAGAGAAAUUGUGAUCUUACUGAAGUGGGUUAUUGGCUAGAUAACAAGGCCUAUGGUAUUGCAAUGCCAUUCAACGCACCUCAUAGAACACUUGUAAACAUGGCUGUGUUAAAGCUUUCAGAGUCAGGAGCGUUGAUGAACCUAAAAAAUAGAUGGUGGUCAGUAUCUGACGAUAAAAGGUGUAAGGAUUUAAAAAAAGACUCAGCUGAACUUGAUGUCAAUGAAGUUGGUGGUAUGUUUGUAAUUUUAAUACUUGGCUGUCUCAUAGCAUUUUUAUUCUCCAUACUCGAAUUUUUAUGGAAUAUAAGAAAAGUGGCAGUUGAAGAAAAGUUAACACUAUGGGAAGCAUUCAUGGUGGAGUUGAAAUUCGUGCUCAAGUGUCACGGAACAUCCAAACCAGUGAGACAUGUAGAAGACAGUUCAUCGGAUGUAACUACUAAAUAAUGACUUUAAUAUAUUAUAUAAUAUAAUAUUAUUGUAUUAUUGUAUUAUUAAUUUAUAUAUUUAUAUUAUUAUACCUAGAUAUUCUCUUU